Molecule: messenger RNA, 471 nt
Organism: Protopolystoma xenopodis
Lineage: Eukaryota; Metazoa; Platyhelminthes; Monogenea; Polystomatidea; Polystomatidae
Source: the annotation of a GenBank genome assembly
UCUUUAUCAGGCUCCCUUGAAGGUUGCCUAGAGCAUCGUCAGCGAUUGGGAAAAUUAAAAUGCUAUCUCUCCGGACCUUGUGACGACAUAAAUAUCACUGGAGCGGAAUUGGACGUGACUCUUGGCCUACCUAAAGCUAGCGAUACUUCAGACGACCACGGAAAAGUAAGAAUACCUAAUUUCAGACGUAAGGUUUCAACCUCCUGCUUGUCAAAGCACCGUAUUGCGUGUGCCAGCGAUAAUGUUGGGGCCUACCUAGAGUUAUCUGCGUCUAAUAUUGAACUGAAGUCUGCACAACUUGAUAAUACUGACUUGUCGGAAUUGACAGGGGGGAUCAAACUGUACCAAGGUGUUCUGGGUCGAAGUCCAAUCACAGACAUACCGAUCUGGCGCGUCAAAACGGCGAGGGGGACAAUUAGCCUUUUAGAGCAGUCAUGGCUUGAUGCGAUCCUCCCCAAUCUGCAUUCAUGA